UCUCUGCCUGGGGGGGGGGGGAUCCACCAAUCCCGACACGUGAUCCCGUUUGCCCCUCCCAUUUAACCGCAGAUGCCGCGCGUCUGUUCCCGGGCCCCGCCUCCCGAUGAUGUAACAAUCUCUCCGCGCAUGUUCACAGUCUCCGGGUGGACGGUGUUAUCCUCUCCGCUCAGAGCUGAAGUUGGUCGGCUGUGUGAUCGGGAAAGAUUUUCGUCUCUUCCGUCGGGAUCACUGUCUGGAGUCCGAAGAUAUCACUUUCCCAUCGUUAGACCUGCAGUGAGAGAUUUAUUGGAAGAAAACCCAGGACUGAAGACGAGGGAACAGCAACAAGUGAACCAGCCCGAGGACUGAGAGCAUCAACUGGAGAGAACCCAUCUGACUCGGAGAUUCCAGUGAUUCAGUCAGGAGAAAGUUUGGUUAAAAACAAGAAGGAAUUUGUCUCCAGGAAGUUCAAACAUGGCGCAACAGUUUUGUUGUUUCUGUCCAGAUAUUUAAGAAGUGGAAUGAGGGAUUCAAUCGACCAUCCUUCCUGCUCAGACUGUGGGGAGGGAUUCACUCGGUCAUUUUACCAACUGGCAACCCAUCAUUUUACACAGGAGAAAGUCUGUUCACCUGCUCAAACAGUGGGAAUGGAUUCACUCAGUUAUCACAAUUGAAUGUACAUCAGCACGUUCACACUGGGCAAGGCCAUUCACCUGUUCUGUGUGUGAGAAAGGAUUCAGUCAGCCCACCUGUGGACACACCAGUCAGUUCACACCACACUGGGCAGAGGCUGGUGAUCUGCUGAAUAUCUGGGAAAGGAUUCACUCAGUCAUCUGACCUAAUGGCACACCAGCGUGUUCACACUGGGGAGAGGCUGUUCACCUGCUCAGAGUGUGGAAAGGGAUUCACUCGGUCAUCCACCUUACUGGUACAUCAGCGAGUUCACACUGGGGAGAAGCCGUACACCUGCUCAGUCUGUGGGAAGAGAUUCACUGAGUCAUCCACCUUACAGAGUCAUCAGCGAGUUCAUACUGGGGAGAAGCCGUUCACCUGCUCAGAAUGUGGGAAGGGAUUCAGACAGGUAUCCCAUCUACUGAGUCAUCAGCGAGUUCACACUGGGGAGAAGCCAUUCACCUGCUCAGAAUGUGGGAAGAGAUUCGCUCACUCAUCCAACCUACUUAGUCAUCAGCGAGUUCACACUGGAGAGAGGCCAUUCACCUGCUCAGAGUGUGGGAAGGGAUUCACUCGGUCAUCUCAACUACUAACACACCAGCAAGUUCACACUGGGGAGUGGCCUUUCACCUGCUCAGAAUGUGGGAAAGGAUUCACUGAGUCAUACACCUUACUGGUACAUCAGCGAGUUCACACUGGGGAGAAGCCGUUCACCUGCUCAGAAUGUGGGAAGAGAUUCACUCAGUCAUCCAAUCUACAGAGACAUCAUCGAGUUCAUAUUGGGAAGAAGCCGUUCACCUGCUCAGAAUGUGGGAAGAGAUUCGCUCACUCAUCCAACCUACAGAGUCAUCAGCGAGUUCACACUGGGGAGAAGCCAUUCACCUGCUCGGUCUGUGGGAAAGGAUUCACUCAGUCAUCCCAAAUACUGGAACACAAGUCUGUUCAUAGUGGGGAGUGGCCAUUGUUAUGAAUCCCUAGGUUUCAGUUGAUA
This is a messenger RNA of Hypanus sabinus (Atlantic stingray), 1645 nucleotides long. Its product is annotated as gastrula zinc finger protein XlCGF8.2DB-like. The coding region runs from base 824 to 1624 and encodes 266 amino acids. Gene Ontology annotation, molecular function: DNA-binding transcription factor activity, RNA polymerase II-specific; RNA polymerase II cis-regulatory region sequence-specific DNA binding. Gene Ontology annotation, biological process: regulation of transcription by RNA polymerase II. NCBI's taxonomy places the organism in Eukaryota, Metazoa, Chordata, Chondrichthyes, Myliobatiformes, Dasyatidae. Gene Ontology annotation, cellular component: nucleus. The transcript has 3 exons. The record is from RefSeq and is a predicted model, not a curated record.